This is a messenger RNA of Batrachochytrium dendrobatidis JAM81, 1379 nucleotides long. RefSeq lists its product as uncharacterized. NCBI's taxonomy places the organism in Eukaryota, Fungi, Chytridiomycota, Chytridiomycetes, Rhizophydiales. Gene Ontology annotation, molecular function: 5S rRNA binding. The transcript is spliced from 8 exons. Gene Ontology annotation, cellular component: nucleolus. The record is from RefSeq and is a predicted model, not a curated record. Gene Ontology annotation, biological process: rRNA processing; ribosomal large subunit assembly. The coding region runs from base 129 to 1364 and encodes 411 amino acids.
AGACAGACAAACAUCAAUCCUCUGUAUCGAACAAGAAAGAUGCUCAAUCGAUUGGUUCAAAAAAAGCAAAAAAGCCGGCUCUAAGAAAGGGCACCAAGGCUUGGCGCAAGAAUGUUGAUAUUUCGGAAAUGGAACAGGAUUUGGAUGACAUACGAGCUCAAGAACGUCUUGGCGGCCGUGUUACAGAAAUGCCAUCAGAGUCUCUUUUUUUCACCGAUACCAAGGGAGAUCAAAAUAUUCGCAAGGAAUUGAGGCUGAAACCUCUUUAUAUGGACCAGCUGCUUAAAUCUGACUCGGCCAUUCCAGGUUUAUUGUCACGCAGGUUUAUAAAGAAAACAACAAAAGUAGUUGAUCCAGAUGGCCAGCUAACCACAAAGUCUUGUGUGGUGUCUAAAUCUGCCGCCAAAAAAAUUGAAACUCUUGCUAAACGUAAAAAGGGAUUGGGUCUGAGUAUUGGAUCCGAUGCAGAAAAAAAGGAGGCAGAAAGGCGUAAGCAGCAGGAUAUGGUUCAACGUGCAAAAGGCGGUUUUGAUUUAUGGGGAAGCGAUGCUGUUCAAUCCAAUGCAGUCAAGGACAAAUAUUUAGCACGUACUCUACCACCCUAUAUUGCAAAAUAUACGACAAGUGAUUAUAGACCUAAACUCAUCCCAGCAGUGCGCAUUAGUCACCCAGGCACAUCAUACAAUCCAAAGGGUGAUGAUCAUCAAGCAGCUAUUCUUAUUGCAGCCGAUAUCGAGUUUAAAAAAAUCGCACAAGAAGAAGAGGCGGAAAAACAGCUUUCAUACCCAAAGGAGUUGGAUUUGCUGGACGAUAAUGACUACUUUGAUGAUACGGAUGACGAGGAAGAUAGUCAAGCGGAGGAUAGUGCUGCAGAAGGUGAAACGGCGGAAACUUUGCAAGAUGAAGCUGCUGCUAAAAAGAAAAAUCCAGCUCGUAAGACGCAGAAUCAACGGAGUAGAAGGGCUCGACAUAUCGAGUAUAAGCGUCGAUUAAAAAUGCAACAUGAGCGCAAUGAAUUUUUCGAACAGAUCAAUGGUGUGGACGCGAUUAACGAAUCAAUGGAAAAGCAAGCCGAAGCAAUGCAAUUGAACCAAGCGAAACGCCAAGCACUCCGAGAAACACUCAAGGAAACUAAACCAGCUCGAGUUGGUAAAUACAGUUUCCAAGCUGCACCUUUCGAGAUUCAACUCAAAGACGAGCUGUCGGGCUCACUGCGUACACUCAAGCCUGAAGGCAACAUUUUCCGUGACCGCUUCAAGAGUUUACAGGAACGCAACAUUAUUGAAGCAUAUGUCCCUGUCACUAAGAAGCGCAGAUAUCAGCCAAAGUUUACUGAAUCUCACGACUAUAAACGAUUUAAAUAAACGUAAAACCCUUCC